AAAAAUUCCAACAAACACAAAAAUGGAGAGCAGUUUAUCAGAGUCAUCUACAAAGAUAAAUCUAAAGCUGCUGGUAGACAAGACCAAAAGGAGAGUGCUGUUUGCAGAAGCUGGAAAAGACUUUGUGGAUUUUUUCUUUGGGCUUAUGGAGCUUCCACUCGGUGCCGUUAUUAGCCAUCUUGUUGAACGCGGGAUGGUCAAAUCUUGGCCCAUUUCCAAAGUCUACGAGGCUGUCCAAAACAUUGAUCCAAUCUACUUACAACCAAACCAAUCCAAAACCACAUUGCUCAACCCAAAAACUUCUCCUUUAAUCACAAAGCAGACUCCUAUGUUGCACCAAUUUGGGUGCAUUGUUCAACAGCAGGUUUAUUCACCAGGCUCUUAUCAGAGUUCUUCCAGCAGAAAGGAAUUGGUUGAUGGAUAUGUGAAAGGGAUGGUAGCAUAUAUGGUGAUGGAUGAUCUAACCAUUAAGCCCAUGUCCACCAUCUCCUGCAUCACUAUUCUCAACAAUUUUCAAGUCAAAGAUGUGGGUUGCCUUGAAGAGAAGUCUGUUGAAAUUGACAUGGAAACUGCUCUGAAGAUGAUCAAGGCUUGUUUUCAGUCAACAACAGUCCUCACAGAUGUAUUCCUCAAACCCGAAGAGAUUUCCAUCGUUAAGAUGAUUUGAUUUUCGAUCGGAGAUGAACAAAUUAUUAUUAUUAUUAUUAUUAUUAUUAUUAUUAGGCUCAAAUUCUCUUGUUAAAAAAGAACGCAUGAAUGAAAAAUUGAAACAAACCUAAUUGCUUGUUUCGAAACCAUUAUCUUGUUAAUUUAUUGCAUUAUUCCAAC
Messenger RNA from Oldenlandia corymbosa var. corymbosa, 828 nucleotides. NCBI's taxonomy places the organism in Eukaryota, Viridiplantae, Streptophyta, Magnoliopsida, Gentianales, Rubiaceae. The record is from the annotation of a GenBank genome assembly.